Chara braunii is the source of this 915-nucleotide messenger RNA. The record is from the annotation of a GenBank genome assembly. Lineage: Eukaryota; Viridiplantae; Streptophyta; Charophyceae; Charales; Characeae.
GUACGGGACGUCCAUCUGGAUUCGAUCACGGAUGAGCUGUUGGUAUUCCUGACCCAGUUGUUGGAUGAUCUGCCCUUGGACAUCCUCUUGCGCUGUGACGAGAAGCCGGAAACGACCAAGCUCACUUGACACUCGUACCUUGACGCCACUCCUCCUGUGGUCCACGUGCACGGAUCUUGACAAGGAUAACUGCCGCUAUCCUUCCCAGGGCAAGUACCUGGUCAUCGACGCUACUGAUCUUUCCGUGUGGGACCCUCUCAUCCGGCGGGUGAACGUAGGAGAAACCAGCGAGGAAGCCAGAGAGGAGAAAGAGGGAGAAGAAGCAGUCGUGGAAGAGGUCCAGGAGGACGAUCAUCUUCAAUACUCGGAAGGACAGGAAACGCUGGAGGAGGAAGAAUCGAAGAGUGGGUCGGACGAUCCCGAUUAUCACGGGUCGGAAGACGUUGAGUCGGUAGAGGCCGACUCGGGAGAAGAAGACGUUGAGUCGAAAGACUCCGGCUCGAGACGGGAGGAUUCUGAGGAGGGAAAAGGCGGAUCGGGUGAGUCAAGUGGUCCUGCCGAGCUGAACAAAGAGGAGGAAGAGGUUGUAGCGCAGAGAAGACAGGACGCGGCGGAAGGCAAGCGGUCGAUCGAGGAAUCAGAAAGGCCGCCAUCGAAACUGCUGCAGGGCGAUCCGAUGCUUAAUCCAGAGCCGCCGCGAGAAGAGAUCGAGAGAGAUGGAGGCGCCGCCACAGAGGGAUCGGGAAGCCGACGCCGCCGAAGAAGUGAAUCGCCGACUCAAUCCUCUCCACCAUCGCGGACCACCGUUCGCCUACGUCGAGAUGCGGGCGCUCAGGCUUUGUCCCCGAUCAUUAUCUCGUCGUCCCCGUGAUUUCCUCACCCUUCAACAGUUGAUAGGCCGACCCCCAUUCCCCG